CAGGAAAACUUCACACCCAUGGCUUCCCGUCUGGUCCAUGUCUCUCUGGCCCUUGGUACAACACUCCUCAUCCUCUGCCUUAGUAUGACCAUGGUCGGCGCUCUGAAGGACACUGUGAAAAAUCGUAUGAAGCUGGCCGAUCAAUACAUCUUUGAGAAUCCCGUGGAAGAGAAUAUGGAGGGGAUGGCACGUCAACACAUGCUCAAGAUGCCAGAUCCUAAGGAGCGUGAGCAGCUAAUGCGCAAUUUGGAAACGUUGGACAUGGACCAUGUCCGACGGAUUACGCGCCACGCCAUGGUCAAGCACUUCACGACGGAGGAGUUGGAGUUCCUUAUCAACAUGUACAGCACCAGCGUGGGAAAGUCGGUCAUGGCCAAGAUUGGCGCUUACUCUGCCGAACUGGGACCGCAGAUUCAAGAGGUGAUGAUGCCUGUGAUGGAGAGCAACGUCGAGUUCUACCAGGAGCAGGAGAGGCGGGCGAAGAGGGGGGAGCUGAACGAUCUCCCCGAAACGAUCAAACUACCCCCUCAGAGCCAGAAGCUCAAGGACGGGGUCUACAUGGGGAACGGCCUGUCCAACGCUCAAAGGGAGGAAAUGUAGGACUUCUUCCCCGUCAGAAACGAGUGUCAAAAUCUUGGAUGGGCCAGACAUGUAAGGACCCCACGAAAAGACGCGUAGAUGGGCCGGGAACGAAGAGAUCGUGGAGGGGGGUCGGUCAAGAGGGCAGUUGUGGGGGGCCUUCAAUCCAGGGUCCCGGAUGAAGGGAGAAAGCAGGACGAUAGACGACGCGAGAGUGGGUUAAGAGUACGAGCGCAGCUUGCUUGGAUACCUCGCCUUCCAUUUCUUGUCCCACUCCCUUGUGGAAAUCAGGGGAAGGCUUUGCAUGUGCGUGGGAAGAGGUGUGAGGCGGGAGGAGCGGACUCGUCCCUGUGGCUGGACACAGGGGUACCGGGCAAGCUUGGGGGGCUCUCCUGCGCCUCGCCCGGUCGUGAAGGGGGUGGGAUUUUAGUAGGAAAAUGUACUCAAACAUGAUGGAGACGUGCUGGGCCAAUGCAAUGCGUAACGUAAUCAGGAAAAAAAGUAACGAACCCCUCGACCGAGA
This is a messenger RNA of Nannochloropsis gaditana CCMP526, 1102 nucleotides long. RefSeq lists its product as uncharacterized. The record is from RefSeq and is a predicted model, not a curated record. Bases 19 to 600 code for a protein of 193 amino acids. The transcript has 3 exons.